UGUCUGUCUCUCUGUCUGUGUCUACCCUCCUCCAGUGUUAAAUGGGAGUCUGGGGGAGUCCCCCACUUCCCCACCUCUCUCAAAUCCUUCCCUCUGUCACCAGCCAUCCCUCUGGCCCAGGCAGAGUGGGUGUGGGGCAGGUAGGGGCCUGGAGUGGCCUGGUCCUACCCUCUGGCCUAUGGACUCAUCCUCAGGCCACCAGUGUUGCCCUCUCCCUUUUUAAAACAAAAUACCCUUGUUUGUAAAUUCUUAGAUGCUUGAGAAUAAAACCCUUCCCUUUUCUUCUGAAUGUGGUGUCCUAAGCCUGGUAGAAUUUAUAGAGAUGUGGGAAGUGGCUGGGAGGAGGGCUUUCUGUGAGUGGUUAACACUGAAUUCAUGAGCAAGGCGGGAGGUGUUUGGAGUGAGUUAGGGUGUCAAGCCACCUUGUCAGGGGUCCCCUUGCCCUAAUUUCAGCACAUCAAGAAAGCCCUUAUCCAUGCAGGCCUUGAGCAUGGGCUGUGAUGUCAGCCCCUGCAUCCUCCGCCCCCGCUCCCUGCUUCCCAGAGUGGCAGACUCACCAAGGCCAGGGCUGCCUACCCACACCUACCCACGGUACAGCCCAACCAGGUGCCUGCUGCUGGUCUGGAGCACUCCAGCCUGGACAGGUCACCAUGGUGGGCACUGCAUUCCUGCUGCUGGCCCUGCUCCCUGGGACGGCCACUGUGCUCAAUGCACCACUUGCACCCCCGUUCCCUGGCCCCUGGCUGCGCAGACCCCUUUUCAGUCUGGAUUUAUCAGACACAGAGGAUUCAUUCCCUCGCCGCACUGGGCCACUGGAGGUUCCAGCCGACAGCCAUGUGUUUGUGCAGGCGGCCCUGGCCCGUCCUUCACCGAGAUGGGGCCUGGUCCUGCAUCGCUGCUCAGUAACGCCUUCCUCACGCCCGGCCCCGGGGCCUGCUCUGGUGCUUCUGCGUGGGGGCUGCCCCGCCGACGGCUCUGUCAGCUUCUCAUCACCUCCACACCCGGAUGCUGCUCGCCCCACACGCUUCAGCUUCCGCCUGCGCCCGGUAUUCAACGCCUCCGUGCAGUUCUUGCACUGCCAGAUAAGCCGCUGCCGCCGUCGCAGCCAUCGCCACCGAGCUGUCCGUCAGACACCGACGCCUGUGACCCCACCAGCGCCAUCGCAGUGUCUGCCUCAGGAUGAGGCAUGCGCAGGCAGCGGUGAGAGCUUUGGUACCGACAGCCCCCACCUGCACACGCUGACGCAGCCCAUCGUGGUCACAGUACCUCGUCCGCCCCCUAGGCCGUCCAAGAGCCUUCCAGGCAGGGCAGUGGGCCCUGAACCGCCGGCUCCAGUCGCUGCAGCCCUAGAGCCCGGCCCAGUGGUGGCGUUGGUGUUGGCGGCAUUCGUGCUGGGUGCUGCGCUGGCCGCUGGGCUCGGUCUCAUCUGCGCGCACUCAGCACCUCCAGCACCAGGCCAACCUCCUAGAGCUUCUUCACCCAGCGGUCCCCAGCUCCAGAGUCCCUAG
Phodopus roborovskii (desert hamster) is the source of this 1508-nucleotide messenger RNA. RefSeq names its product transforming growth factor beta receptor 3 like (gene Tgfbr3l). The record is from RefSeq and is a predicted model, not a curated record. The transcript is spliced from 6 exons. NCBI's taxonomy places the organism in Eukaryota, Metazoa, Chordata, Mammalia, Rodentia, Cricetidae. Bases 501 to 1508 code for a protein of 335 amino acids.